GGAAAGUGUUAUUUGUCUAUAUUUCCUCCAGUCAAUCAAUUCCUGGAAAGCCAAAAAAAUGAAUUUGUUUUUGUUGUGGUCGUGCAUUAGCAAACUACCGUCGAUAAUCGUUGCUGUCAAAAACAAAUAUAAAUAAAAAUUAAAAAAAAAAAAUCCGAGCAAGAGCGAGGGAGACACGAUCCAAAUCUCAACUCUUAAAAUAUCGAGUUUGAUCGCCCAUUAUCGAUCUCUGGAUAAUCAACGAAUUCAACCUGAUUCAAGAUUAACUUGUUGAUCCAGGAUGCAUCAGGCCGAGCUCACGACCGAGAAUGUUUUGAGGAGGGACAUUCCCUGGGAGACCUACAUGACUACAAAGCUGAUCACUGGAACUGGACUUCAGCUGCUAAGGCGAUACGAUAAAAAACCGGAGAGUUACAAAGCCCAAUUACUAGAUGAUGAUGGUCCAUCAUACAUUCGUGUGUUCGUCAGCAUUCUCCGUGAUAUUUUCAAAGAAGAAACGGUGGAAUAUGUUCUAGCUUUGAUUGAUGAAAUGCUUACUGCAAACCCAAAAAGAGCCAGGUUGUUUCAUGACAAGUCUCUUGCUAGUGAAGACCCCUACGAACCCUUUCUCAGAUUGCUCUGGAAAGGUAAUUGGUUUAUACAGGAGAAGAGCUGUAAGAUACUCUCAUUGAUCGUAAGUGCUAGACCAAAGGUUCAGAUUGGUUACACUGCAAAUGGAGAAUCUUCAGAUUCAAAAAAGAAGCUCAGUACUGUUGACGAUGUUUUAAAUGGCCUGGUUGAAUGGCUUUGUGCCCAGCUGAAGAAACCUUCUCACCCUAGUCGUGGCAUCCCUACGGCCAUCAAUUGCCUUGCAACCCUACUCAGGGAGCCCUUGGUCCGAUCUUCUUUUGUUCAAGCAGAUGGAGUGAAGUUGCUUGUCCCUUUCAUAUCUCCAGCGUCAACUCAGCAGUCCAUCCAGCUUCUUUAUGAAACAUGCCUCUGCAUCUGGCUUUUGUCGUACUAUGAACCAGCAGUUGAGUUUCUCGCUACUUCGAGGGCUCUACCGCGGUUGAUUGAUGUCGUUAAAGGCUCUACAAAGGAAAAGGUUGUCAGGGUUGUGGUGUUGACUCUAAGGAACUUGCUUUACAAGGGGAAUUUUGGGGCGCAGAUGGUAGACUCUGGAUUACCUCAAAUUGUCCAAAGUCUGAAAGCGCAAGCUUGGAGUGAUGAGGAUUUAUUGGAUGGUCUGAACCAACUGGAAGAAGGUCUCAAGGACAACAUCAAGAAAUUGAGUUCUUUUGAUAAGUACAAACAGGAAGUUCUUCUAGGCCAUCUUGACUGGUCCCCAAUGCACAAAGAUCCUGCUUUCUGGAGGGAGAAUAUUACAAACUUUGAAGAAAAUGAUUUUCAGAUCCUUAGAGUUCUCAUUACAAUCUUGGACACCUCUACCGACCCAAGGACUCUUGCUGUCGCUUGCUUUGAUCUCUCACAAUUCAUUCAGAUCCAUCCUGCUGGUAGAGUAAUAGUGACUGACCUGAAAGCUAAAGAAAAGGUGAUGAAGUUGAUGAACCAUGAUAAUGGGGAGGUUACUAAGAAUGCUCUUCUUUGCAUCCAAAGGCUUUUCCUUGGUGCCAAGUAUGCCAGCUUUUUGCAGGUGUAAAGUGGACUGUAAUAUUUUGGAAGCCCUAUUUACGAAAACUGGAGACUGGAAGGUCGUUGUGCAGUAGUUUUACGAGAGUGGAUUACUUUAGAUUGUUAUGGCGAAAAUUAUUUUUGAUCCAAAUCCAAUAAUUUUCUCAAUGUUUUCGGCUUUCUACUGUUUGUUGUUUAAAUAAUAAAAGCGCACGAUGUAAGAAGGCAAAUUAUACCAUUAAUUUAUUAUUAUGUCUUUGUUCAAUUCUUAUUUCCAGUUCAUUUUUGUACUGAUCACAAAUUGACUCAACUUUUGAUACUGUAUGGUUCUG
Molecule: messenger RNA, 1943 nt
Organism: Oldenlandia corymbosa var. corymbosa
Lineage: Eukaryota; Viridiplantae; Streptophyta; Magnoliopsida; Gentianales; Rubiaceae
Source: the annotation of a GenBank genome assembly